Molecule: messenger RNA, 615 nt
Organism: Stylophora pistillata
Lineage: Eukaryota; Metazoa; Cnidaria; Anthozoa; Scleractinia; Pocilloporidae
Molecular function (GO): calcium ion binding
Source: RefSeq, a predicted model, not a curated record
AUGUCUGUCUCUGGCACAUUGCAAGAAAUCCCUGUCAGAGAAAAAUGCCGUACUUUAGUGUUCAAGUCUCAAAAAGCAUUUAACGGCAGACACCUCAUGAACCACGUGAUUCGCAUCGUUGAAAUCAUGGUGAAGGAGUUUUGCACAAUGUUGUGUUAUAUGGAACCCGAUUGUGUCAGUAUUAACCUUGAUGAUACAGCAGGUGUAAAUGGAAAGUACAAAUGUGAACUCAAUAAUGUCACCCACGAAGGACACGAACACGAGUUUAAGUGGCACCCAAAUUACUUUUACCACGCAUCCCAAAGUGCUUGUGUCAAAAAUCCCUGUGAGAACAACUCCACUUGUCAAAGCGGUUUUACUGACCUAGGUUAUCGCUGUUUGUGUACUGCUGGAUUCAAGGGUCAGACUUGUGCUGAAGAUAUCGACAGUGUGCCGCGGGAACACAAACCUGCAGUGAGAAUGCUAUGUGUAGCAAUACCGAAGGUUCCUACAAAUGUGCAUGCAAAACUGGAUACCACGGAGAUGGAAAUAUCUGCCACACGGGUAUUGUGUUCUUUGCGGUCUUUCUCAGAGCAGUCCCUCAUAAUGUUUAGAAAUCGACGAGUGCCUUUAUGA